AAGUUUUUUUUUUACUCGACACCCCUAACUUGCACUGUUCAUAUUAGAGGGGUCCGGACCCGUGAGAGUCCCGUAAUUGUAGCGCGUAACUUUAUAAAUAUUUUCUCUUUAUAUAAUUGCUGAUGUCAAGAUCCAAAGCUAGUGGAAAAAAGACAAAACACACGCGCGUCGCACAGUCCCGCAUAGUUCGUUUACUUCACUUCCCUGUUCUCGCAAAACCCCUCUCUCUCUCUCUCUCUCUCUCUCUCAAGUGACCUCGAUCAACCAUGGAAGUCUCAAUCCUAUUCAACAAGCUCAGGUACCUCUCGAACUCUCACUCCCACUCCCUAUGCUCACUCUUAUCUCACUCCCCAUACCCGUUUCUUUCUCCUAAAAUCUUCGUCUCUCCUAAACCCUCACCAAUUUUUUGUUUCAGUUCCGAUCAUUUUAACACAAAAUCCACUUCUAGUUAUCCAUAUCCAUUUAUUUCUUCGACUAGGUCAUCCUCUUUUUCUGCUGUAACACACCCAUUUCCUCAAUCUUCACGGGCUUUAGAUUUCUAUGGAUACAGCAAUACCAGACAUAGGUUCCAAAUUUCGAAUCUAGGUUUGCUUAGAAAUUAUUGUAAUAGGUGUUUUCGUUCGUUUUCGGUUUCAACUGAGUUAGAAACAAUGAAUUCGAAUGAAAAUGUAAAAUUUGGAAAAAUGGGUAUUAAUGGGAUUAGGCCGAAUGCGAUUCGAAAGGAAGUUUUGGAAAUGAUUACCGUGAUUAUGAGGGAUGAGAAUGAUUUGGAGCUCAAGUUGGAUUCAAUGAAUGUGAGUUUAUCUAUUUCUUUAGUUACUGAGAUUUUUCGGGUUUUGAAUUGGGAAAGAGUGUCCGCCUUGCGUUUCUUUGCUUGGAUUAGAAGUUCGCGGCCCGAUCUUCAUUGUAAUUCGGAUGUUUGUAGUUUGGCUAUUGAUAAUUGCGGGUGGUUAGAUGAUUACAAGGCCAUGCUUUGCAUUCUGAAUGAAUAUAAGCUGAAACGAAUUUGUCUGACCAAAAUGGCAUAUGGAUUCUUACCCGUUUUCGUUUCAAACAAGGAUUCCAUUAUGCGUUCUGUAAGAAGAGUUGUGGAGGUGCUGAAUGAAGUUGGCGGGUCAUGUCGAACCUCCGGGGUUCACUCGUUGAUUGAAAUGCUCAGCAGUUUGGGUUCCUUUGAAGUGGCUAAGUUUGUGAUGGAAAUUACUGAGAGGAAAACAGGUUAUUACAACAUUUUGAUUAAGGAGAAGUGUCGGAGAUGUGAUUUCAAAGGAGCCAAGGAAAUACUUGAUGAGAUGAGGCAAAUGGGUUGUGAUCCAAUUGUCAACACUUACAACUACCUACUUAGUAGUUUAUGUAGGAGUGACAAAACAGAUGAAGCUUGCCAACUACUUGAAGAAAUGCAAGAAAGGAAUUGUCUUCCAAAUCCAUUAACCUUUGAGAUUUUCAUUUAUCACUCGUGUAGACUUGGGAAGAUCGAUCUUGCACCCGAGUUUCUUGAUAGGAUGAUUUCAAAUGGUCUUGAACCUCGUCUCACCACACACGCUGCCUUAAUUAAAGGUUACUUCAAUUCAUUGAGAUAUGAGGAAGCACACAAGUAUGCGGUUGACUCAAGUGUUAAGCAUAGGUGCUCUAGCAAUUCACUUUACAGUUUGCUUGCGAGCCUACAUCGGAAGAAAGGAAACGUUGUUGUUGCCCAGAAUAUUAUACUCGAAAUGAUUACAAAGGGUCUUAGACCAAACUUUGCAGUGUAUAUGAGAGUUUUGAAGCACCUACAGAAGUCGGGCAGGGAUGACUUGGCCAGAGACUUAAAGACCAGGUUUUCUAGUUUGAGUUUGCCGUCAAGUACAGAAACUCAAUGAUUUUGUUCAGUGAUUCUAGUAAUUGAAUGAACAAGCUGUGAAGCUCAAGAGGCUUUUUCAUGCAAGACGCUGCUAAAAAAGAUCUCUAUCUCAGAUGCUGGAGUUCUCUUCAGGCUCUCAUUCCGAUUUAUCGCAAUUUCCAAACGAGGUUCGUUCCUUUUCGCAACCUUUUCCAUGAAUUCCUAAAUUCCGUGCAAAUACAUUCGGUUGCAUAGGCCCAUCACAGAUUGCCCAAGUUUCACUUUUAUCGCCAACUUGGCAUCUUGGGUCUGCAUUACAAACAUUCAGAAGUCAGGACUCAGAAUCACAGUGCAUGCGCUCACUCAUCUGUGCCGACAAUAACCAGAACAUGACAUGCCAUAAAAUCUUGUGCAUACGCGGGCAAUGUUUCUCCGGAGUAAAUAUCAGUCACCAAAUACUCUUAAGAUGGUUAGUCUUAACCUUAAACAGUAUAUAGUUCCAGUCAAGAAAUUAGAAGGGGAAUUGUAAUCGGAAAGGGAACAAUAUACCUUGGUUCUCUUCGAGUAUGUAUCAGCUCUACAGCCCUCGAUAAUGCUACCUGAAAUUAUUGAUUACAUUGUUUUUGUGAUGCUGGAUUUAUUCAUGAGGAGAAAGGCAAAAACAAAAGAAAAUUGCAGAAUUUUGACACAUGGACAAGUGAUUAUGCAAUUCAGCAUUUAAUCAUGCUCAUUGAGAAAUAAAAUCGUGGUCCUAAUACUCUGCAUUAAUUUCCUUAGGCUAAGCAGACAAAAUAGAAAUUGGGAGAGAUAUAUGACCCUAGGAACCAGUUUUGGAUUCGGAGCAUUGUUAGUACUGGACAAAUUAGUUGAGGCAGAUUUGAAUACUUUUCCAAGCCCAGUAUUCCUUUUGUCUUCUCCCUGCACAAACACAAAAUAAAAUGCAUAAUCUAGGUACUCAAUAUCUAUGACGAACAGAAAGGCCAUUAAUUAUCAAAAAGCAAAACCAAACAUGGUUGGUUUCACAGAAUAUUCACGAUUUAGGCGUUAAUCUUGGACAUAAUAAAGACUCGAGUGUUAUUAGAGAUAAUAUGAUAGUUACCGUGAACCUUUCAAAUAAAAAAACACAUAUGAACGCCCAUGGCUAGGGGAUUACCUUUUUCUGCAGUCCUUGGACAUAAUUCUUGUGCCCAAAUUCAACUCCAUAAUCUUGAUUCAAGUUGCUCUGAAUGGGAUGGUUUGUUAACCUUUCAUAUUUUCAAACUAUUAGUAUAUCCACACAAGCAACAAAAUCAGAAAAAUAAAAACUGAUGGAGAUAUCUGAGGAAAACUAGCGUGCGGGAUAUAAUAGUUACAUGACGUUUGAUCUCUGGUUCUUAGAUGCUCCACGCUUGGGUCUCAUUUGGCUUACACUAGGCUCUAAGGUCUUUCUACUAUCUCCAUCACAUCUCCUGAACAUAAUCCAAGUUGACAUUCACAAUUUGUGAGAGAGAGAGAGAGAGAGAGAGAGAGAGAGAGAGAGAGAGAGAGAGAGAGAGAGAGAGAGAGAGAGAGAGAGAGCCGACCUCCUGCUGUCUAGAGCCGGCUUUCCCAAGUGGUCAGUAAUAGCACUCUCCUUUGUAAUGCCCUGCAUAUAUAGGUGCCCAUGACCAACAAGGCAAACCAUCAGCAGAAGAGCGAGUUGAGAAUCCAAUAUGAGUAUAACAAAGAUAGUGUACCUUAGUGGAUCGUGCGUGCAGUGGCAACUUUGUUGGUAACUUCUCUAACAACACUUUGGAAGUUGAAUUUGCCUUCACCUGACCAGCAUUACAAACAGAAGAUUUCACUGACAUCUCCCUUGCUAAUGAAUUGUGCAGAACAGUGGCAAUGGAGCGUACUUCAGCCCUUUGUUUAUGGGAAGAAACAUAGUUGUUGACUUUUGCAUGCUGAGGUGUACCCUUUCUUGAAACAAGACCAUCAUCUCUCUUGCUGGUAAUAUCGUGAUGAAGGGAUGGCUUCAGCUUCUCAGAUGGCUUAACAGCUCCUUUUGUAAUUUUGCAGUCCAAAUGCGUUUCAUUUCCUCCAGAAGAAUCUGUUGCCUGGAAGAAAUAACAACUAAAAACUGAGUGACAGAAAAACACCCAUCUAAUGCAUAUUGAUAAUGCAAACUAUAGUGAUCUAACCACAAAUGCAACAAAGACAAUCAUCACUGUGAGUCUAAAAAUACCAGGAAGGUUUCAUUUUUUGGCAGAA
Juglans microcarpa x Juglans regia is the source of this 4048-nucleotide messenger RNA. Its product is annotated as putative pentatricopeptide repeat-containing protein At1g74580. Lineage: Eukaryota; Viridiplantae; Streptophyta; Magnoliopsida; Fagales; Juglandaceae. The record is from RefSeq and is a predicted model, not a curated record. Gene Ontology annotation, molecular function: protein binding. The transcript has 2 exons. Bases 267 to 1859 code for a protein of 530 amino acids.